This is a messenger RNA of Antrostomus carolinensis (chuck-will's-widow), 637 nucleotides long. RefSeq names its product tRNA wybutosine-synthesizing protein 2 (gene TYW2). The transcript has 3 exons. Gene Ontology annotation, cellular component: cytoplasm. Lineage: Eukaryota; Metazoa; Chordata; Aves; Caprimulgiformes; Caprimulgidae. The annotation marks the transcript as partial. The record is from RefSeq and is a predicted model, not a curated record. Gene Ontology annotation, molecular function: tRNA methyltransferase activity. Gene Ontology annotation, biological process: tRNA methylation; wybutosine biosynthetic process.
GUACACGUUUGAUGUGACCAAGUGCAUGUUCUCACCGGGCAACAUCACGGAGAAGCUGCGGGUGGCCUCGCUGCCCUGCUCUGGGGAGGUCCUGGUGGAUCUUUACGCAGGCAUCGGCUAUUUCACGCUGCCAUACCUGGUGCACACAGCAGCCGCCUUUGUCCACGCCUGUGAGUGGGACAGCCACGCCCUGGAGCUGCGGGACGUAGCAGACCGGGUGAACCUGGGGCUGAUUCCCAGCUCGGAGGAAGGCUGGCCGGUGGCCUGCCGCGUCCUGAAGAAGGGCACUGGUGGGGUUCUCCACAUCCACCACAACGUAGAGACUUUCUCUGCGCCGGCCCCACCGCAGACCCUGAUCCUGCAGGCUGAGCGGGGGUCUCCAGAGGGAGAUGGCGUUAAUGGAGAGGUACAGGACCCAAUGGAGGACAGUGGGAAGGAGACACUGGGGACCAGGAUCAGACCUGAGUGGCAGAGAUGGGGUGAAGCCACGGCGGCACGGAUCCGGGGGCUGCUGGCAGAGCUGCAUGGGCAGCCGUGGCGGACCAGCAUCUUGCACAUUGAGGCAGUGAAGUCCUAUGCGCCCCACGUGCAUCACCUCGUGCUGGACCUCGAGUGCCGGCCGGUGCUGCCCACCUAG